Molecule: messenger RNA, 6859 nt
Organism: Manis javanica (Malayan pangolin)
Lineage: Eukaryota; Metazoa; Chordata; Mammalia; Pholidota; Manidae
Source: RefSeq, a predicted model, not a curated record
CCUUCCAGCCACGCCGUAGGUCGCGAGGCACGCUGGGCCUCGGCAAUAUGGCGUCCUCCUUGAUGUGCUGAUGAGAGGAGUUUCACUGUGGUUUCAAACCAGAGGGCAAAACUCCCCAAACCCAAGAAGUCCACGUAACCCAUUUCCUCCGCGGCUCCGUGUUGCCCGUUUCUCAGGACUCGUUCUCAGGCAGGAGAGAGCCACGGGGCCGAAGGCCAGGGCGGGCCGGGCCGCGCGGACCUGGGGCUGAGGAGCCGGCUGCGGGCGAGCACGAUGGGCCGGUCCUGGCUCCCGUUGCAGCAGCUCCGGCGAGUGCGGGACCCGCAGGGCUGAGAGUAGCCGGAGGAGACCCGAAGCGCUCGGAACCUUUUCCCCGCGGCCGGAGACAGCCCGGUCGGCGAGCCGGCAUCAGGGGCUGGCGGCCUGCCUGUCCUCGGAUCGGCCGCGGCGUCGGAGGCCUGAAGUCCCCCGCGCCCUUGACAGCCCGCGCGCAGCCCCCCGGGCGCUGACGGGCUCAGAGGCGGGCCGCGGCUCAGCAUCUGGGGCCGCGUGUGUCUGUGCGCUCCCGGGCCGCCCCAUUUCCCACCCGCUCUGCCCAGCCCUUCCGACUUCCCGCGCAGAGUUAGAGCCCGGGGGCUCCGCACACUCUCCAUUCAUUUCUCUUCCUACUCCUUCCCUUUCUGUUUCUUAUUUCGCCCAUUCUGGUACACACUAGUUUUUAAGGCUGGAGGUUCUCGAGCGCUUGCUUCCAAGGACUCCCCCACCUCCUCCCCCCGUAAUGGAGUCCGAGAUGCUGCAGUCGCCUCUUCUGGGCCUGGGGGAGGAAGACGAGGCCGACCUUACGGACUGGAACUUGCCUUUGGCUUUUAUGAAAAAGAGGCACUGUGAGAAAAUUGAAGGCUCCAAAUCCUUAGCUCAGAGCUGGAGGAUGAAGGAUCGGAUGAAGACUGUCAGUGUCGCCUUAGUCUUGUGCCUGAAUGUCGGCGUGGACCCUCCAGAUGUGGUGAAGACCACCCCCUGCGCGCGUUUAGAAUGCUGGAUUGAUCCUCUGUCCAUGGGUCCUCAGAAAGCGCUGGAAACCAUCGGUGCAAAUUUACAGAAGCAGUAUGAGAACUGGCAGCCACGGGCCCGGUACAAGCAGAGCCUCGAUCCCACUGUGGACGAGGUGAAGAAGCUUUGCACGUCUUUGCGCCGGAAUGCCAAGGAGGAGCGGGUUCUCUUCCACUACAACGGCCACGGGGUGCCCAGGCCCACGGUGAAUGGGGAGAUCUGGGUCUUCAACAAGAACUACACGCAGUACAUCCCCCUGUCUAUCUAUGACCUGCAGACCUGGAUGGGCAGCCCGUCCAUAUUUGUCUACGACUGCUCCAACGCUGGCCUUAUCGUCAAGUCCUUCAAGCAGUUUGCCCUCCAGAGGGAGCAGGAGCUGGAGGUCGCUGCGAUCAACCCGAACCAUCCCCUCGCCCAGAUGCCUCUGCCCCCGUCCAUGAAGAACUGCAUCCAGCUGGCGGCCUGCGAGGCCAGCGAGCUCCUGCCCAUGAUGCCCGACCUCCCGGCCGACCUGUUCACGGCCUGCCUCACCACCCCCAUCAAAACCGCCCUGCGCUGGUUUUGCAUGCAGAAAUGCGUUAGUCUGGUGCCUGGAGUCACACUGGAUUUGAUAGAAAAGAUUCCCGGCCGGCUGAACGACAGGAGGACUCCUCUGGGCGAGCUGAACUGGAUCUUCACGGCGAUCACAGACACCAUCGCGUGGAACGUGCUCCCUCGGGAUCUCUUCCAAAAGCUCUUCAGACAGGACCUGCUGGUGGCUAGUCUGUUUCGAAAUUUCCUAUUGGCAGAAAGGAUCAUGAGGUCGUAUAACUGCACGCCUGUCAGCAGCCCACGCCUACCCCCCACAUACAUGCAUGCAAUGUGGCAGGCCUGGGACCUUGCCGUGGACAUCUGUCUGUCUCAGCUGCCUACGAUCAUCGAGGAAGGCACUGCAUUUCGGCACAGCCCAUUCUUCGCUGAGCAGCUGACUGCCUUCCAGGUAUGGCUCACAAUGGGCGUGGAGAACAGAAACCCCCCUGAGCAGCUUCCCAUUGUUCUGCAGGUGCUGUUGAGCCAGGUGCACCGGCUGAGAGCCCUGGAUCUGCUGGGAAGAUUUUUGGACCUGGGCCCCUGGGCGGUGAGCCUGGCCUUGUCUGUGGGCAUUUUCCCCUACGUGCUGAAACUGCUGCAGAGCUCAGCCCGAGAGCUUCGGCCUCUUCUUGUUUUCAUCUGGGCCAAGAUCCUUGCCGUGGACAGUUCGUGUCAAGCUGACCUGGUGAAGGACAACGGCCACAAGUACUUCCUGUCGGUGUUGGCGGACCCCUACAUGCCGGCCGAGCACAGGACCAUGACGGCGUUCAUCCUCGCUGUGAUCGUCAACGGCUACACCACCGGGCAGGAAGCCUGCCUCCAGGGAAACCUGAUUGCCAUCUGCCUGGAGCAGCUCGAUGACCCCCACCCCUUGCUGCGCCAGUGGGUGGCCAUCUGCUUAGGACGGAUCUGGCAGAACUUUGACUCGGCCCGGUGGUGUGGGGUGAGGGACAGUGCCCACGAGAAGCUCUGCAGCCUCCUGUCCGACCCCAUCCCUGAGGUGCGCUGUGCAGCUGUCUUCGCCCUCGGCACGUUUGUGGGCAACUCUGCGGAGAGGACUGACCAUUCGACCACCAUCGACCACAACGUGGCCAUGAUGCUGGCCCAGCUGAUCAGCGAUGGGAGCCCCGUGGUACGGAAGGAGCUGGUGGUGGCACUGAGUCACCUCGUGGUUCAGUAUGAAAGCAAUUUCUGCACCGUGGCCCUGCAGUUCAUGGAAGAGGAGAAGAACUACCCCUUGCCGUCUCCGGCGACCACAGAGGGCGGGAGCCUGACCCCGGUGCGGGACAGCCCGUGCACCCCCAGACUGCGCUCCGUGAGCUCCUACGGGAACAUCCGGGCCGUCGCCACAGCCAGGAGCUUGAACAAGUCUUUGCAAAAUCUGAGCUUGACUGAAGAAUCUGGCAGCACCGUGGCGUUCUCCCCGGGGAACCUGAGCACCAGCAGCAGUGCCAGCAGUGCCCUGGGCAGCCCGGACAACGAGGAGUACAUCCUGUCCUUUGAGACCAUCGACAAGAUGCGCCGCGUCAGCUCCUACUCGUCGCUCAACUCCCUCAUCGGGGUUUCUUUUAAUAGUGUCUACACUCAAAUCUGGAGAGUCUUACUGCAUCUGGCUGCAGACCCCUACCCGGAUGUUUCCGAUCUGGCCAUGAAAGUGCUCAAUGGCAUUGCCUGCAAGGCCACAUUGAACGCCCGGCCCCAGCGCAUCCUCACCGCGUCCUCACUCACGCAGUCGGCACCCGCCAGCCCCACCAACAAGGGCAUCCACAUUCACCAGGCGGGAGGCUCCCCGCCCACCUGCAGUGCCAGCAGCUCCAGCCUGACCAACGAUGUGGCCAAGCAGCCUGUCAGCCGGGACCUGCCUGCUGGCCGGCCUGGCACCACCGGCCCCACGGGAGUGCAGUACACACCCCACUCCCACCAGUUCCCCCGGACACGCAAGAUGUUUGACAAGGGCCCUGACCAGGUACAGACGGGGCCUCCCCAUAGCACCCCACCAUGCCAAACCCAUCUUACACUGAGUCAGACGCUGAGAGCUUUGCUCCUCAGACGUGGGUGCCUCGUAGUCAGGUGGCUCACGUCGCAAUCCCUCCUGCAGUUGCGUCUUCAUGGGUGUCCUGGGCUCCCUUGCACCUCAUCUUCUAGACUCCCUUUACUUGAUGACACCCAUUUCUGGGACUGGGAGAAGGGCGAGAAGCUGGAUUACUUCCACAAUGGGAACCCUCGCUACACCAGGGUCACCGCCAUGGAGUAUCUGAACGGCCAGGACCGCUCGCUUCUGCUCACGGCCACAGAUGAUGGCGCCAUCAGGGUCUGGAAGAAUUUUGCUGAUUUGGAGAAGAAUCCAGAAAUGGUGACUGCUUGGCAGGGGCUCUCAGACAUGCUGCCAACAACUCGAGGAGCCGGGAUGGUGGUGGACUGGGAGCAGGAGACGGGACUCCUCAUGAGCUCGGGGGAUGUGCGGAUCGUCCGGAUCUGGGACACAGACCGGGAGAUGAAAGUGCAGGAUAUCCCCACGGGUGCUGACAGCUGCGUGACCAGCCUGUCCUGUGACUCCCACCGCUCCCUCAUCGUGGCCGGCCUGGGCGAUGGCUCCAUCCGCGUCUACGACAGAAGGAUGGCGCUCAGCGAAUGCCGCGUCAUGACCUACCGGGAGCACACAGCCUGGGUGGUCAAGGCCUACCUCCAGAAGCACCCCGAGGGCCACAUCAUGAGUGUGAGUGUCAAUGGGGAUGUGCGCUUCUUUGACCCUCGCAUGCCCGAGUCUGUGAACGUCCUUCAGAUCGUGAAGGGGCUCACGGCCCUCGACAUCCAUCCCCAGGCCAACCUCAUCGCAUGUGGCUCCAUGAACCAGUUCACGGCCAUCUACAGCGGCAGCGGCGAGCUCGUCAACAGCAUCAAAUACUAUGAUGGCUUCAUGGGCCAGCGGGUCGGCGCCAUCAGCUGCCUGGCCUUCCACCCGCACUGGCCGCACCUGGCCGUGGGGAGCAACGACUACUACAUCUCCGUGUACUCUGUGGAGAAGCGCGUCAGAUAGCGGGCACCCCAGCCCACCGCCACCGUGUACAUAGUGGGCCCGCCACGCUGCCCAGGGCCCGAGGACGCCCCGCCAUCUGUCUGUCUGUCUGCGCUGUCCCGCCCAGGAGCCAGGGCAGGAGCUCCAAGGGUCCCGGGUGUGACAGUUGCUUCUCUGCUGAGACACAGCUUCGGGGCCGGAGGACAUAGUCCCAGUGCCCCUCCCACCCUCUUUUUCUCCUGAGGUCCUUAAAAGGGGGAAACACUCCUUUUAUUUCCCCAGUGAUCCAAGCAUUAGCUCCAUAGAAGCUCCGAGACGGAGCCACCGGGCCACGUGGAGGUGCAGCCGGCUCGUGGGGAAGGAGGCAACUGGGCACCCGUGCCGCCAAACCGCGGCUUGCCCGCCCCCCACGGCACGACUUUGGAUUCGAGCGUCGGCCCCUCUUACCCCAGAUCCACUACCAGCCGGGGCCUGGGGCUUUGGGCAGGUGAGGCUGGCCUGUGGCUGUCUGGCCGCUGCCUGUGGCCACAGGGCUCACUCUCCACAGGGCUCCUCCGCAGCCCCACAGCCUCCCCCGUUCCCGUACAGUGGAGCGCACACUGGUGUGCCCCAUGGCCUCCCCGUCUGUGCUUGCACAUGCGUCACACGUGUGCCAUGUGGAGAGCAGGUGAGCCCGAAAGCACCUGUGGGUAACCUUGGCCAUGUCCAGCCCUGUGCCCCACACACUGUGCAGCUCACGUUUGGGUCUCAUCAUGAGCGACGCAGGAGAGUUCCUGGCGGUGGCUUUAGCGAUGUUGGGCGUCAGUAUGUACCAGUGUGCGGCGGGGGGGGGGGGCCCCGGGAUAGGCCGGCCCCAGGAGGGGCUGCAGAGCGUGCUGAGCCAGCACAGACAGGCCUCUUGGGAAACAAAACACAACCACAAUUAUGAUAUUUUAAAAAGCAUUUUUCAUUUUCCUUGGGAAUCAGGACUAUUCAGGUAACUGAGUGAGCUGCUUACCUGGUUCUCCUGACAACGGGCUGGGCAGAGGGCUGUGGGAGAGCGGACCCCACGCUGCAGGUGGCGCCCCAUCCCAUGCAUGGCCACAGGGGGCGCGGCCUGGCCAACAGGCAGGAAUCUGCAUGGGUAGAUGCACGGGACGUCCGUGCCCCCAGCCAGGAGGACCCUGGGCCAGAUUCCAGCCCCACCGUUCUGGGUGAGCAGGUGGCUGGGGCCAGGAAGGCCACGGAGAGCCUGGCUCCCCCAGCCGCCUGCCGGCCCCGCCCUGCGGGCCGGGCGGACGCCAGAAUCUUCCUGAAGCUGAACCCCACCCAGGCACUAAGAGCGUCCGACCCACACCCAGCUGACUUGCGGAGUGACUCACUCCACGCUCUAAGUUCAUGUGCGAUUCCGUUUGCUUUGAGACCAGCCCGCAACGAGGCUGUGUCUUCACAGAUCCGAUGCGAAGAUCCAAUCAUGAGGUUGACUGAGGCUCGAGAGAGCACGGCCUAAAGAUUCAUUUAUCUCUAUUUAUUUUACAAAAUAAUAAUUGAAAAAGACAAGGCAACACGGGAUUGUGAUGUGAAAGCAGGAACAAUGACAGACGAGCUGUUAAUAAAUUACACAAAUGCGGAGCUGACUGUCCAACAGCUUUGUUUUAGGAACCAGCACAGGCCUCAUGCCCCAUGUGCACAGCAAGGGGCUCCACGCGGGCCCACCUGGUGCGCUUGGCAAGGACAGGCCUCCAUCCUCAGGUGCCACCCCCACCCUGUGACUUAGUUGGUCUGAGAAAAGGCCUUCAACUGGGGGUCAAACCUACACAGCGAAAGAGCCCAGACAGGACUCCCGCUGCUGCUGCUUAAGUGACACGCGCCGCCUCACCUUUGGAGGUCGGACGCGAGCCUCCGUGGGGCCGGCUGUGGGCGUCCCGCCCUGGGUCAGGUCUGCCUCCCCAGCGUCUGCAGCUUCCUGGGGCCCCUUUCCCAUCUGCAAAGGCAGUGCAAGGCUCACUCUGACCCCGGCCUGGGAAGGGGCUGUGUGGCCCACCUGGUGGCCUUCAGGACUGUGUGUCCUGAGCAGGACUCCUACCUUCCUGCUGCACAGUCCCUCCCGCCGUUUCUGAAAGGGCUUGUUUCGUGGCGGGACUCUGCAGCCCUGGGCCCCACCAACUUCAUGACGCUUCCCGAAGAGGGUGGGAAUGUUUCCGAAGACACUGGCCGGGGGAGAUGAGGGCCCUGGAUCAUUCC